CAAGAUAACUCCUCUCUCCCCCGAACACCAUUUCCCAUAAUCCUCCACGAUAGCUUUGACAACCAGUGGAGAAUCCAAAAUGGGGCUCGAAAGUACUAUGGUUUGUGUGGAUAACAGUGAAUACAUGCGCAAUGGAGACUUCAUGCCCACAAGACUACAAGCCCAACAGGACGCAGUGAAUAUCGUCUGUCACUCAAAGACCCGCAGCAACCCAGAGAACAACGUGGGCCUCAUUACUAUGGCCGACAAUUGCGAAGUGCUGACCACGUUGACUCCAGACACGGGAAGGAUUCUGUCCAAGCUGCACGCUGUCCAGCCCCGUGGAAACAUCUGCUUCUGCACAGGCAUCAGGGUGGCACAUCUUGCUCUGAAGCACAGACAGGGGAAAAACCACAAGAUGCGCAUCAUUGCAUUUGUUGGCAGUCCAGUUGAAGACAACGAGAAGGAUUUGAUUAAAAUGGCCAAGCGUCUCAAAAAGGAAAAGGUCAAUGUGGAUAUCAUAAACUUUGGAGAGGAGGAGAUUAACACAGAGAAGCUGACUACCUUCAUAAACACCCUGAAUGGAAAAGAGGGAGCGGGAUCUCACCUGGUUACCGUUCCUCCAGGGCCCAGCCUGGCCGAUGCUCUCCUUUCCUCACCCAUCUUGGCCGGGGAGGGCGGUGCUAUCCUCGGCCUUGGGGCCAGUGACUUUGAGUUUGGAGUGGAUCCAAGCGCAGACCCUGAACUGGCCUUGGCCUUGAGAGUAUCUAUGGAGGAGCAGAGGCAGAGACAGGAGGACGAGGCCCGUAGAGCUUCUGUGGUGUCUGCUGCUGAGGCCGGGGUGCCCUCCCCUGCAGACGAGAGUGAGGAGGCCCUGCUGAAGAUGUCUGUCACUCAGACGGACACGGCCACACCUGCUCUGCCUGACUUCAGCCGCAUGACGGAGGACGAGCAGAUCGCAUAUGCACUGCAGAUGUCCAUGCAGGGGGGAGAGAUUGGAGGUGAGGACAUGGACACUGGGGCUGACAUGGAAUCCACUGAGGCCAAGGAUGAGGAGGACUACGAUGUCAUGCAAGACCCAGAGUUUCUUCAGAGUGUCUUAGAAAAUCUCCCUGGAGUGGACCCCAAUAACGAAGCCAUCCGCAAUGCAAUGGGUUCUCUUGCCCCCCAAACAGGGUCAAAACCUGACGCCAAGAAGGAUGAGGAAAGCAAUAAAUAAAGAGUGUAGGACUAAUAAACAAAAUAAGGCCAGGUGUAAUUUUAUUUCAGUUUAACCGAUUAACCUGAACUCACUUGACAAGGCAUUCUGUACAACCAUAAACUUCAUGUCAACUUCCUUCAAUAUUUUUCUAUUUGAAACAUGUGUGACACAUUAGUGUGCGUGAGUUUAUUUGUGCAUGUUUGUGUCUGGACAUAAUUGAGGCUUUUGUAUUGCGAUGACUGCAACAACUACUUAAUAAACGUACAAUAUGAAAAUUGCCA
Messenger RNA from Gadus morhua (Atlantic cod), 1461 nucleotides. Its product is annotated as 26S proteasome non-ATPase regulatory subunit 4. Bases 80 to 1198 code for a protein of 372 amino acids. Lineage: Eukaryota; Metazoa; Chordata; Actinopteri; Gadiformes; Gadidae. The transcript has 10 exons. Gene Ontology annotation, biological process: proteasome-mediated ubiquitin-dependent protein catabolic process. Gene Ontology annotation, cellular component: proteasome regulatory particle, base subcomplex; cytosol; nucleus. Gene Ontology annotation, molecular function: polyubiquitin modification-dependent protein binding. The record is from RefSeq and is a predicted model, not a curated record.